GUAUCACAUGACUAGCGAGGGAGAGCUUCACGUGCUGGAAGUUGGUCCUCAAGAUGGUCUCUCCAAGUUCCAAUGUCGCACCCUGCACCAGCUGACUGGCAGUAGCCAGUUGUCUCGCACCCCAGCUAGAAUCAUUAUCACAGACGUACAAGGGUCAGUGCCGCCACGGAUGAGUGAACGAGCAGGUCGAGUAGUGGUGCCAGCUGGUGCCAGAGUGACCCUCCCUUGUGUGGCCCAGGGUCACCCUCCCCCCCACUACACGUGGUACAAGGGGUCACGUGCACUAGGUGGCAGCAGUGGGAUGUGGAUGGUGGGCGGGUCACUAGUACUGGGUCGUGUGGGCGUGGAUGACUCUGCCCAGUACACCUGUGUGGCCAAUAACACAGCUGGUGAGACCAGGUACUCUGCCCACCUGCUAGUCACUCUUCCAAUCUCUGUCCAGGUGACACCGCGGGAGGUGCAGGUAGACGCUGGGGGUCGACUGGAGCUCAGGUGUCACGUCUCGGGUGAACCCGUCGACACCGUCACCUGGUAUAAGGACGGCACCGUGCUAAGGUCAGGGGGUCGGGUCACCAUCAGACCCAGAGAGACGCUGCACGUUUCGCCCAUACACGCCUCCGACGCUGGUAUCUACCAGUGUGCUGCCACAUACGCCCAAGACUACGCCCACGCCCACGCCUACGUCACCCUGGGAGCUGCGGCGCCCCAGCUGGUGUACCGCUUCAUCGAGCAGACACUGCAGCCUGGUCCAGCUGUCUCCCUCAAGUGCAUAGCUACUGGCACUCCCACACCCCACAUUACCUGGCUUCUGGAUGGCUUCUCCCUUCCCCCCUCUCACAGGUACGUGAAGGGGCAGUACGUGUCGGCACACGGGGAGGUGAUCAGCCACGUGAACAUCUCUACGGUGCACGUGACGGACGGGGGUACGUACGCGUGCACGGCGGAGAACAGUGCCGGCAGCGUGGUGCACUCAGCACGUCUUAACGUGUACGGCCCCCCGCACGUGCGUCCCAUGGGGCAGGUGUCUGCUGUAGCGGGGGAGACCUUCCUUGUUACGUGCCCCGUCUCCGGCUACCCCGUGCACAAGAUCACCUGGAGAAAAGAUGGGGUGCGGUUGCCCACAACGCACCGUCAGAGGGUCCACGCCAACGGUACACUGGUGGUGGAGCAGGUGACUCGAGGUACUGACGAUGGUCAGUACUCCUGCACCGCCUCCACUAGACAAGGUCUCUCCGACACCCAGCACCUCACAGUCCGUGUCAUGGUGGCUCCGGUAGUUCUGCCUUUCCACUUUGAGGAGAAGCUGCAGGCGGGAGAACGGGCGGGGGCGGCGUGCAUCGUGAGCAAGGGCGACCCACCCAUCACCUUCACCUGGGAGAAGGAUGGCCGCCCAGUCCAGGAAAUAGGCGGAGUCUCCGUGUCUGUCGUGAGUCCAUUCUCCAAUACCCUGAUGAUCAACAGCCUCACGGCCCACCACACCGGAGAGUACACUUGCCGCGUCUCCAACAACUGGGCGGAGGCCUCCUACUCCGCCGCCCUCGCCGUCAAUGGUACGCCCACGGCCACCGACGGCCGCCCACACCACGCAGCUGAACCUUGGACGUCACCACCACUGCCGCCCCGCCUGGCCCCCUUCAGCUUCGCGGUUGGCACCCGGGCAGGGAUGCGUGCCCAGGCUACCUGUCUUGCGCAGGAGGGGGACCAGCCCCUGGCUCACGCCUGGCUCAAGGACGGACAUCCCCUCGACCCCAAUUUGGACGUCCGUACCUCCCAGCUGGACGCCUUCACCUCCAUCCUGGUGAUCGACAGAGCCACCGCCGCCCACACCGGCAACUACACCUGUGCCGCCACCAACGCCGCCCGCACCACCACCAUCACCGCCCGCCUGACCGUCAGCGAGCCUCCAUGGUUCGGGGUGAGGAGUCAGCGUCAUCAGGUGGAAGUUGGAGGUACUGCUUCCCUCACUUGUGAGGCACACGGUGACACUCCCCUGGCCCUCACCUGGACCAGGGGCGGCGCCCCCCUACCACCCAUACCCAGGUACGAGGUAUCAGAGAGGCAGGUGGAGACGGGCCAGGUAUCAGAGUUGGUACUACGAUCUUCACACCUCAGUGACUCUGGUACCUAUGUGUGUACUGCUACCAACACCCACGGCUCCCUCACCGCCGACUUCCACCUCCUGGUGCAAGACGUGCCCGACCCACCCUCGGGGGUGACGGUGGCAGAAGAAGGGUCACGUCACCUCACACUCACCUGGACCAGCCCACAGGACUCCAACGCUCCCAUCACAGCCUAUCUCGUCACCUUCGAUGCCCUACAGGUUCCUGGUGGUGCUCGUGAAGUGACGGUGGAGGGGGAGCAGCAGAAGGUGAGGCUGGAGGGGCUGCUGCCAGCCACCACCUACACGCUGACGCUGGUGGCUGAGAAUCGUGUAGGGAGAAGCCAGCCUUCACCUCCCCUGCGUGUGACUACCCAGGAGGAACCCCCAGCAGCCGCCCCCCAGAGUGUUAAUGUGUUGCCGGUGUCCUCGACGGCGCUACAGGUGUCCUGGGACCCACCACCACACAACCUCACCCACGGUGACGUCCUCGGCUAUUACCUCGGCUUCAAGGACGCCAGCGAGGGUGAGGGUGGGGCGUACAACUUCACAACGGUGGGCGUGGAUGGUGUGGGUGUGACGAGUGCCACCCUGGGAGGUCUACGCCCACACGCCCGCUACGCCGUGGUACUGCAAGCCUUCAACUCCAAGGGCGCCGGUCCAGCCUCCCCGCCCGCCCUCGCCACCACCCUGGAGGACAAGCCGAGUUCCCCACCUGGUCACGUGACUUGUGAGAGUGUGACGUCAUCUAGUGUUGUGGUGACGUGGGCGCCGCCGCCACCUCGUCACAGGAACGGUGUCAUCGUCAACUACCGUGUUUAUUACUCCCAAUCUUCACCACACGAGGGUGGAGGCUCAGGCAGCGUGGUGUCAGAAACACAAAGGGCCACACUGGCAGGACUGUCACCAUGGACCAACUACAGCAUCACUGUAGCAGCUGCCACCCGUGCGGGCGAGGGCGCGCCCGCACACGCUCUCCUCUGUACCACCGACCAGGACGUGCCAGAAGCUCCCGCCCGUGUUAAGGCAGUGGUGUCCGGUCCGCGUGCGGUUGUAGUGUCGUGGGCGCCGCCCGCGCGCCCACAUGGGCGCAUCAGCCGCUACACGGUUCACUGGGAGCCAGCUGGUGGGCGGGGCGGACCCCACAGCCGGAGGGUAGAGCCACACCUGACCCACCUGACCUUGCAUGACCUACCACACACCACACACCAGGUGUGGGUGACGGCGUCCACCAGGAUGGGUGAAGGUCCCACUAGCAGCGUGGCUGUGGUCAAGCCUUCACACACAGGUGUGAUGAUUUACAUGAUACAUGAAUCACAGGGUGAUGAUUACAUGAUACAUGAAUCACAGUUUCCCGCGGGCGUCUGGGCGGUGGGCGGGAAAAGUGACGGCGGCGUGGAAGGAGGACGUGAGUCUGGCGUGUUGGAGCAGUGGGCGUCCCAGAGCCCACCCUCACCUGGACCCCCCCAGAGAACCCCCAUCCCUGACCCCCAUGACAGGUUCCGGGUGCAGCCUGACGGGACGCUGACGUUGGCUGACGUACAGAGGAGUGACAGCGGCCGCUACACCUGCACUGCUGUCAACCAUCACGGCAGUGAUACCGUCACUUACAAUCUCACUGUUCUAGUGCCACCUUCAGCACCAUUACUUCACGUCACAGAGACAACCUCGUCCUCCAUCAGAGUCCAGUGGAGUGUUGAGGACAACGGUGGAGCAGCACUCCAAGGAGCCACCCUCCACUAUAGGUCAGCUGGCGGGGAAUGGUUAAGAGCAGCAGUGGAUGGUGACCAGAGAUCCUUCACUGCCAGAGAUCUCCGUUGUGGCACACUGCAUCACUUCUACCUCACCGCUCACAACCACAUAGGGACGAGUUCAGUGUCGUCGACAGAGGCAGCCCGCACCAAGGGACGACCUCCCGAGGCUCCUCCACAGUUCCAGUUCGUGACGACCAACAGUUCCCAGGCCACUCUGUACCUGGCCCAGUGGGGUGACGGAGGCUGCCCCAUCACUCAUUUUAGCGUCCAGUACCGCAGAGACUCCACCACUCACUGGACCACAGUGGGCAGCGAGGUGCCGCCCAGCCGCACCUUCGCCGUGGGCGGUCUGGAAGCUGGUGGCCGCUACCUGCUGAGAGUCACCGCUCACAACUCUGCAGGAGCCACACCCGCCCAGUACACGGUCACCACGCCCGCCUACGCCAACGCAGGAGGCGCGGGCGCGGGCGUGGGCGGAGCGUGUGGGGCAGUCAGGCUUCCAGCUCCCCCGUGUGGCGUGACCCCGGGUGCUGGUGCCAGGUGCCGUCUCAGGCCUUGCACUCAUCCUCACCCUCACCACAGUCUGUGUCUGCCUCAGGAAACGUCCCUCCAGCACGCCAUCACAGAAGGAACUGCCUGACGCAGUCAUGGACGCUGCCGAGGAGAAGACGUCAGCUAUGCAAGCGAGGGAGGAUGUCUACACCACAGUCAGGAGACCGGCACCAACCCCUCCCCAGCAGCAGCAGCAGCAGCAGCAGACCUGAGGGACAACAACGGAGACUACAGCGAGGAGGAUCUGUACCCCUAUGCUACAGCGACCUUCCAGAUGGGCGGGGGCAGCCCACCGCCCCCCGCCCCGCCCUCACCGCCCACACACGCCCACCAUCCACAACCCCGCGGCCAGAAAGCCU
This is a messenger RNA of Cherax quadricarinatus, 4763 nucleotides long. NCBI's taxonomy places the organism in Eukaryota, Metazoa, Arthropoda, Malacostraca, Decapoda, Parastacidae. The record is from RefSeq and is a predicted model, not a curated record.